Messenger RNA from Protopolystoma xenopodis, 768 nucleotides. The record is from the annotation of a GenBank genome assembly. Lineage: Eukaryota; Metazoa; Platyhelminthes; Monogenea; Polystomatidea; Polystomatidae.
AUGGGAUUAGAAUGUGGACAGAAAGUGAAUCGGGUCGGCAUCGAAAUAGCUGGACCCGUCUCGCCUCCUGCCGCCGAUUCAGGAGUUUUGUUGCCUCUACAUCACGCCUCUCUGCAGCAAUCAGUUCAGAAAAGCAAUCCUACUCCUCUCCUUCACACUGAAAAUCCAUCAUCAUCUUCAUUAAAUCCUAUUCUUGCUUUUGCUGAACGGCACCGCUCUAUCCUUAAUCAGCUCCUCCGUCAAUAUACUCAAGCCUCUCUUGGAGACUCACCAUUUGUUGUAUUUUUGGCUUAUCCUCGAUGCAUUGAUUUUGAUAUUAAACGCAGAUUUUUCAGACAACAAUUGCAGCAACUUGUCGCUAGGCCUCAUGGCAGUCGUUAUGACGAUGAGCCGAUUAUUAUCUCUCGCGAACGAAUAUUCGAAGAUAGUUAUGCCCGGCUUCAUCGAAAAUCCCCAUCAGAUUGGAAACACAAAUUUGUCAUUCGGUUCCAAAACGAAGAAGGCCAAGAUGCGGGAGGUCUCUUGCGUGAGUGGUAUCUUUUGAUGAGCCGAGAGAUCUUCAAUCCAAAUUAUUGUCUAUUUCGUGUUUCGCCAGCAGAUCGCGUUACCUACACGAUAAACCCAAGUUCUUAUAUUAACAGUAACCACUUGUCGUAUUUCAAAUUUGUUGGACGCUUUAUAGCUAAGGCUAUCUACGAUAAUAAGUUGCUUGAAUGCUAUUUUACGCGAUCGUUCUAUAAACACAUUCUCGGUGUACACGUCAAGUAA